CUCUAAAGCGCCCAGCGCUCGCCUCCCGCUGCCGCACUUUCACUCUCGGUCCACCUCGGUGUCCUCUUGCCGUCCAGCUCUGCAGCCUCCGGCGCGCCCUCCCGCCCACGCCAUGGACGCCAAGGUCGUCGCCGUGCUGGCCCUGGUGCUGGCCGCUCUCUGCAUCAGUGACGGUAAGCCAGUCAGCCUGACCUACAGAUGCCCCUGCCGGUUCUUUGAAAGCCAUGUCGCCAGAGCCAACGUGAAGCAUCUGAAAAUCCUCAACACUCCAAACUGUGCCCUUCAGAUUGUUGCACGGCUGAAGAGCAACAACAGACAAGUGUGCAUUGACCCGAAAUUAAAGUGGAUCCAAGAGUACCUGGAGAAAGCUUUAAACAAGAGGCUCAAGAUGUGAGAGGUGUGAGUCAGACGCCUGAGGAACUUACUGAAGGAGCCUAGGUCUGAAGUCAGUGUUAGGGAAGGGCCCAUAGCCACUUCCUCUGCUCCUGAGCAGGGCUGAAGCCCUUUUCAAGGGACUUGCUUUGCACAAUAUUGCUGUACUUUCACAUUUUUAUUAUGUAGCAAGAUACAUGGUGAUUUUUUUUUUUUUUCACUUAGUCUGAUUCUCCAACAUCAUUGGUGACAGGCCAAGGCCACUAUGUUAUUUCCUUUGUUCUAGUGUCUUUCCCAUGGAGGACCUUCUCUGAGUAGUGGCUCCCCAGGUUUGUCUCUUGGAGCUGAGGCAGGGGGCUCACCCCAUUUCUGAAUAGGAACUGGGUGUCCCCACCCGCAAGGACUGCAGGGCUCUCCCAAGCUGAGGCAGGAGUGUGAGGCCAGGGAAGAGUGAGAUCCACCCUCAUCCCACGCUGUCCUCCUCAUCCCACCAUGCUCAUCACUCUGUCUCAUCCAUCCAUCCAUCCAUCGCCAUGUGUCUGCAAGACUGUCUCCAUGACCCUGAAAAAGGACUCUCAAGAUGAAAUCCUUUAUUCAAAUGGGACAGCAAGAAGGAAAAGCAAAUGUCUGGUGUUCCCCCCCAAACCCUGCGCGCAUCUAUGUCUUGUUUGGAAUAUUGUCUCUUCAACCCCCUGCUUGUCUUGUUCUCGCCCAUGACCAAUGUCUCGUCGGUGCACUGUCUCUAACCCAAAUGCAAAGGCUGAGUAUGAGGUGAUGGCCCCAAGGUCCAGGUUGUGGUCAUAAAAACAGCCCCGCUGUCUCCCUGCUCACUGGCCCAUCUUGGACACCCAAAACCCAAAGAAAGGUGGUUUGCAACAGCGCUUAGCUCGAAGAACUGUAAACCCUCCAUAUUUCCAUAACUGUUAGCUUAAAACUGUGGGGUUUUAGCUUUCUGGAACCAAAUGUAUUCUUCUGUUGAGGAGUAGCAUGUCUCAAUUCUUUUCAUUUAUUUUUAAAAGUCAGUGGAUAAGAGCAUCAGCCUUGGGCCCUGAUGGGCAGGCAUUUCUCUGGAAAGGUGGGUGAACUACCUUUCCAGAGACAGCUGAUCGGGUGGGACUGGUGCCACUGUUUGAAGCAUGGUCCCAUAAGUGUCCUCUGCCACUGCCACUUUGACAAAAACCCAGUUAAGAGCCAGUCUCUAGUUCCUCAAAUGAAAUGGGGUGAAGAAAGGAAAGAGGGCCGAGGCCAGCUGGCUGGACACCGGAGUAAAGAUAAUCUUCAAAAACAGGUGUUUGAGAGUGAACAAUCGGUAGAAUUGUUAGUGUUGUGUGUGUGUGGAGGGGGGCAUUUCUGUAAAUAGUCCUCUAAGUUGAGUUCACAGCAGAUGAAAAAUCCAACCAGAAAGAUUUUGAUCAAAUUUGAACAACAACAACAACAACAAAAACCCUAAAAAUGUUAAGCCAGUUGGCAUGAGGGGCAUAGGGCUAGUGGCAGAGCUGGAUCCUCACGAGGAUACUAAAUUAUUUUAAACCCUCCUGACUAGAACAUUUGGGGACCCCUGGGAUAGAAACCACACAACAAUUGCUGUGCAAUAAAUAGCCACUUUACAUCUAAUCCAAGCUUUGAAGGCCUUCUAUCUUCACUCCAGUUAGGGAUCCUUUCAAAGUCUCCUUCACAGGGAGGAAAAAGAGAAGGGUAGAAGAAACUUUAGGGAGCCGUAUUUGUGUAUCAAUUCCUCUGCUGACAGUCAGUUUCUAGAUGGAGACAGCCUGCCUUAAAGCAAACGCGCAUUUAAAUAGGACAUUUACAUCGGAAAAGUCUCUCCCCACCUUAAUCCCCCAUUCUCUUGCUUUCAAAAUACAAGCACAGCAGCCCUUGAAUGGUUGUUGACCACAGGACACCUAGCUGUCCCUGCUGGUCCUGGGUCUGCCGGGCGCCAAGUAACCUGCCAGGCAGCCAGUCCAUCCGUUACCAGCCUUUGCAUCUGGAUAGGGAAAGGGGGUUGGAGACACCUAGUCUGCUUUGUGUUGAAACCCAGAUCUGUACCCUGUGUUUAUACACUGCUGCUGGCUCCCGAGGACAGUGGGACAUUAGCAUGGAAGUGCAGCCGAGAUGGAAGAGCCCUCUGAUUCAUUGCCUGGUCGGCUUUGAGAGAGGGUUUGGAAAGCCAAAGGCUGCAUUCCUCUGUGGGACUUGGCCUGAGGCCGUAAACCUCUCCAAUGGGUUCUGUUUAUCUUCCCAUGGGUGAUUACCUCACAGAAGUCAGUCAUCCCCAGGCUGUGCACCCCUUUUGCAGCUGAGUGAGAGCUGGGGACCCGUUCUCUCCACACAGCUUCCCUGGCCCAUUUUAAGGUAAUCUCAUUCUUCAAAAUGUUCCAUUGAAUCCUCCAAAUUCCCCCAGCAGACUUCUGCCCUUGCCAAAUUCCCAACAGCCUACUCAGCAAAGUUGCCAACCUCGAUGGGCUUGCAGUGUCUAAGCAGUGAUGGGUUCAGUAUUGCAUGUGGUGAAUACUGUAUUUUGUUUCAGUUCUGUCUCCCAGAUAAUGUGAAAAUGGUCCAGGAGAAGGCAGCUUCCUAUAUGCAGUGUAUGCUUUCUUAUUCUCGUUUUUAAUAUAUGACAGUUAUUUGAGAAGCCAUUUCUACCUUGAAGUCAUAUCAAUGAAAAUGAUGUAUCUUCACCUACAAUUUUCCUAAUAAAGUUCUGUAUUCAAAUGUA
Molecule: messenger RNA, 3088 nt
Organism: Mastomys coucha (southern multimammate mouse)
Lineage: Eukaryota; Metazoa; Chordata; Mammalia; Rodentia; Muridae
Gene: Cxcl12
Product: C-X-C motif chemokine ligand 12
Exons: 4
Coding region: 113-394 (93 amino acids)
Biological process (GO): axon guidance; cell chemotaxis; defense response
Cellular component (GO): extracellular region; external side of plasma membrane
Molecular function (GO): chemokine activity; CXCR chemokine receptor binding
Source: RefSeq, a predicted model, not a curated record